AUCUCAUCUCAACAUGGCCGCCGUGCCCAUCACGAACACUCUCUUCCCCCCGCCGCCGGGAUACUACAAGGCGUUUACGCCGGAGGCUUUGGCGCGCCUAGCGGAGCUGCGCAGCGAGGGCGACAGCGCGGAGCCACUAGCACCUGGCGAGCUCGACGAGCUCGCUGUCGCACUCGACCCACCCCGCGCGGACUGGGUGCUCGAGGAGGGACAGUGGAUGCUCUUCGGGCAGAAGUAUACGGCCGAACCGCACAUUCCAACCGCACGCGACAUCGGCCUACCGGCGCUCGUCUCGGACCCCGUGUCAGCAGGUGGCGACUCGGAGCGCGCCGCUCUUCCCCUCCUUCUCCACUCGUUCCUGCACACGCUCCUCGCCUUUGUUGACGUGCUCACCGGCACGGCGCGUGUACCCGAUGAACUGGAGGCCUAUGGGCGGCAGAGCCAGGGCGACCAGUACAUCCAGCACAUGUCGAAUCUCGCCGCGACCAUGAUGGUGUCUGCGAACCAGCUGCGAGGCGUGCAGGCCGAAGCAACUCUCGUCAUGCUCAUGGAGAAGCAACUCGAGGAGCGACGUGCGCAGACGGAGCGGCUCAGGACCAAGAGCCGCGAGAUUGCUGCCAUGGUGCGGCGGCUCAAGGAGAAUGCGACGGCGGAAGCAGGCGAGAGCCGCAACCCGAGCAGAAGUCGGACAAAUAGCCACACUUUGGGAGAGAGCCAGGCCGUGAGCUUGAAGCUGUCGCCGGCGGCCAACGGACACGGCGAGAGCGAUGGCGAUGUGCUGAUGAGCGAGGUGUAGCGCUCAUUGCUGGAAGCGGCGGCAUACCCUGCAUAUGUAUACCCUCAUGUCU
Cutaneotrichosporon oleaginosum is the source of this 848-nucleotide messenger RNA. RefSeq lists its product as uncharacterized. Gene Ontology annotation, molecular function: transcription coregulator activity. Gene Ontology annotation, cellular component: core mediator complex; mediator complex. Gene Ontology annotation, biological process: regulation of transcription by RNA polymerase II. NCBI's taxonomy places the organism in Eukaryota, Fungi, Basidiomycota, Tremellomycetes, Trichosporonales, Trichosporonaceae. The record is from RefSeq and is a predicted model, not a curated record.